Molecule: messenger RNA, 5874 nt
Organism: Cherax quadricarinatus
Lineage: Eukaryota; Metazoa; Arthropoda; Malacostraca; Decapoda; Parastacidae
Source: RefSeq, a predicted model, not a curated record
GGAAAAAUGUUUGGUGUGGCCAUUAAAUGGAAGAUAUAUAAGAGGCUGGGGUUGUGUGGUCCAGUUCGUGUCCUCUACAGCAGACAUGACUGGUGUCCUGGUGAAGACCUGCCUGCUGGGGGCCCUGGCCCUCACACUCCUACACUCAGGAGCGCAGGCGCAGUGUGACAACGUUGAGAUUAUUAACGAGUGGGAGGAUAAUUACCAGGCUGACUUCAAUGCACCAGCUCCCAUAGACAUUGAAGACCUUUCUGUGGAGAUGACCUUCAGUAGACCAGUCGACGAGAUUGUGAACUACUCAGGUGACGUUACCAAGAUUGAUGAUUACCACUUUAUCCUCACCUUCCCGGGAGUCAACCUUAAUGCCGGGGAUAACAUCAUGUACAGAUUCCAAGUUGUGUACCCCAGCUUCCUGCCUCUGGUUGUUACUGAGGUGGUGAACGGCGUGGAGAUCUGUGAUGCAGUGAUCGUCACUCCUCCUCCCUUGGAGAAUCCAUGUGCAGAGACUGGUAUGCAGCCAUACGACUACAGCCAGGUACUGUGCAUGUCGUACUUGUUCUACGAGGCUCAGCGGUCAGGCAAGCUGCCUGCUGAUCAACGAAUCACUUGGCGUGGAGACUCGGCUCUUGAUGACGGCUCUGAUGUUGGUCAUGACCUUAGUGGUGGCUACUAUGAUGCUGGUGACCACGUCAAGUUUGGGUUCCCGAUGGCUUUCACGGCCACUAUGCUGGCUUGGGGACUCAUAGACUUCGCUGAAGGACACGAAAUUGCUGGUCAGACUGAGUACGGUCGCGCAGCAGUCAAGUGGGCCACAGACUACUUCCUGAAAGCUUACACAGCCAAGAAUGAGUUCUACGGUCAGGUGGGCAAAGGAGACGUCGACCAUGCCUAUUGGGGUCGCCCUGAGGAGAUGACCAUGGAGAGACCUUCCUAUAAAAUCGACGAGGCAAACCCAGGAAGUGAGUUGGCUGGAGAGACAGCGGCCGCCUUGGCAGCAGCAUCCAUAGUCUUCAAGGAGGCGGACCCGUCGUACUCAGAGACGUUGCUGGCCACGGCCAAGGAACUGUACGACUUCGCAAACAACUUCCGACAGAACUAUGACGUCUCUAUCGAAGACGCUUACUACUACUACCACUCAUUUAGCGGCUACGGUGAUGAGCUUGGCUGGGCGGCGCUGUGGCUGGCCAGGGCCACGGGAGACGACGCGUAUCUCACCCUCGCUAGAGAACACUGGGACGAGUUCCAGCUUGGAGGCUACGGUGGCUCCAUCGGCUGGGACGACAAGCGAGGCGGCGUUGAUUCACUCUUCUACCUACUGACUGGCGAAUCCCAGUAUUCUGAUCUUGUCAACCAACACCUGGACUGGUUGAGGAACGAUGCCCCAUACACCCCAGAGGGUCUGGUCUUCCUGAACGCCUGGGGUUCUAACAGAGAUGCUGCCAACGCCAUUUUCCUCGCACUCUGGGGAGCUAAGAAUGGACUCAACACAGAGCUGAACCAGGAGUGGGCCAGGGGUCAGAUGGGUCAGCUGCUUGGAGACAACCCACGCUACCAGUCCUUCGUGGUGGGCUUCGGUGUUAACCCACCUCAGAAACCUCACCAUCGUUCCAGUUCGUGUCCGAGUCUUCCUGAGGACUGUACCGGCGCCUUUAACAAUCCAGGACCAAAUCCUCAGCCUCUCUACGGUGCUCUGGUCGGUGGCCCAGAUGAGGAUGGUAGUUAUAACGAUGACCGCGGGGACUACCAGCACAACGAGGUGGCCUGUGACUACAACGCUGGCUUCACUGGGUCUCUGGCUGCUCUGGUGGAGAUCAGUAGCCCAGGUCGUUCUCUGGUUACUGCAGUCAGGUCAUUCUCUGAUUACUGCAGCCAGGUCUUUCUCUGGUUACUGCAGCCAGGUCGUUCUCGGGUUACUGCAGCCAGGUCGUUCUCUGGUUACUGCGGCCAUGUCGUUCUUUGGUUACUGCAGCCAGGUCGUUCUCUGGUUACUGCAAUCAGGUCUUUCUCUGGUUACUGCAGCCAGGUCGUUCUCUGGUCACAGCAGCCAGGUCGUUCUCUGGUUACUGCAGCCAUGUUAUUCACUGGUUACUGCAGUCAGGUCAUUCUCUGGUUACUGCAGCCAGGUCGUUCUCGGGUUACUGCAGUCAGGUCAUUCUCUGGUUACUGCAACCAGGUCAUUCUCUGGUUACUGCAGCCAGGUCGUUCUCUGGUUACUGCAGCCAGGUUGUUCUUUGGUUACUGCAGCCAGAUCGUUCUCUGGUUACUGCAGCCAGGUCGUUCUCUGGUUACUGCAGCCAUGUUAUUCACUGGUUACUGCAGCCAGGUCAUUAUCUGGUUACUGCAGCCAGGUCAUUAUCUGGUUACUGCAGCCAGGUCGUUCUCUGGUUACUGCAGCCAAGUUAUUGACUGGUUACUGCAGCCAGGCCGUUCUCUAGUUACUGCAGCCAGGCCGUUCUCUAGUUACUGCAGCCAGGUGAGGGUAGUGUGGUUCUGGUCCACAGUGUCUUCUGCAGCAGACAUGACUGGUGUGCUGGUGAAGACCUGCCUGCUGGGGGCCCUGGCCCUUACUCUUUUACGCUCAGAGGCGGAGGCGCAGUGUGACAAUGUUGAGAUAGUCAACCAGUGGGACAUCAACUACCAGGCUGACUUCAAUGCACCAGCUCCAGUAGACAUCAACGGCCUCACUCUGGAGUUGACCUUCAGUAGAGCAGUUAUCGAGAUUGAAAAUUACGGAGGAACGGCAACCAAGAUCGAUGACUUUCACUUCAUCCUCGAAUCUCCAGGAGUUAACCUCAAUGCCGGGGAAAACAUCAUGUUUCGGUUCCUUGUAAAGUUCUCCUACUUCAUGCCUCUUGUGGUCAAGGAGGUGGUGAACGGCGUGGAAAUCUGCGAUGCGGCUAUCGUCACGUCAUCUCCCACACCUAACCCUUGUGAUGAGACUGGUAUGACACCCUACGAUUAUAGUCAGGUACUGUGCAUGUCGUACUUGUUCUACGAGGCCCAGCGGUCAGGUCCUCUGCCAGCUGAUCAACGAGUCACUUGGCGAUUCGACUCAGCUCUAGAUGACGGUUCUGAUGUUGGUUACGACCUUACUGGUGGCUACUAUGAUGCUGGUGACCACGUCAAGUUCGGGUUCCCGAUGGCUUUCUCCACUACUAUGUUGGCCUGGGGCGUCAUAGACUUCGCUGAGGGGCACGAAAUUGCUGGUCAGACAGAAUACGGUCGCGCAGCGGUCAAGUUGGCCACUGACUACUUCCUCAAGGCUUACACUGCUAACAACGAGUUUUAUGGUCAGGUAGGCAAAGGUGAUAUAGACCACUCGUACUGGGGACGCCCAGAAGAGAUGACCAUGGAACGACCUUCCUAUAAGAUCGACGAAGAUCACCCAGGAAGUGAACUGGCGCGGAGACGCGCUGCCCUGGCCGCGGCAGCCGUAGUCUUCAAGGCCGCCAAAAACGGCUUCGAUACAGAAUCCAACCAGGAGUGGGCCAGGAGGCAGAUCGGCCAGAUGCUGGGAGACAACCCUAAGUACCAGUCCUUUGUUGUGGGCUACGGUGUGAACCCUCCUGAGAAGCCUCACCACCGCUCCAGCUCCUGUCCCAGUCUUCCAGAAAGCUGUAUCGGGGCAUUUAACAACCCAGGACCCAACCCACAGACACUCUACGGUGCCCUAGUUGGCGGUCCAGGCUUGUCCUCUUCUACAGCAGACAUGACUGGUGUCCUGGUGAAGACCUGCCUGCUGGGGGCCCUGGCCCUCACACUCCUACACUCAGGGGUGGAGGCACAGUGCGAACACACGGUCAUAACGGAGCAGUUUCCUGGCAAGUAUAUGGCUGAGUUUACUGCCAUUGCCCCAGUGGACAUGGAUGGUCUGACUCUGGACCUGACGUUCAACACUCCAGUCGACAAUGUUGCUUUCUUUGAUGGAUCGUCGACCAAGCACGACGACUACCACUUCACGGUGGAAAGUCAGAAUAUCCACGUGAAGGCCGGAGAAGAAUUUUCGACCAAGUUCCAAGUGGAGUAUUCUCACUACCUACCGUUUGUAGUUAAUGAAGUGGUCAACGGCGUGGAAAUCUGUGACGUUAUCGUCACUACACCAGCACCAAUGCUGAACCCUUGUGCUGAGACUGGCAUGACCCCUUACGACUACAGUCAGGUACUGUGCAUGUCCUUCGUGUUCUACGAGGCUCAGCGGUCAGGCAAGCUUCCUGCUGAUCAGCGCGUCACUUGGCGUGGUGACUCAGCUCUUGAUGACGGUUCUGAUGUUGGUCAUGACCUUAGUGGUGGCUACUAUGAUGCUGGUGACCACGUCAAGUUUGGCUUCCCCAUGGCUUAUACCGCCACUGUGCUGGCUUGGGGCCUCAUUGACUUCGCUGAAGGAUACGAAGCUGCUGGUCAGACGGAGUACGGUCGGGCAGCAGUCAAAUGGGCCACAGACUACUUCCUUAAAGCUCACACUGCCACGGAUGAAUUCUACGGACAGGUAGGCGCUGGUGGUCCAGACCAUGGUUACUGGGGUCGCCCCGAGGACAUGACCAUGGAAAGACCAUCCUAUAAAAUUGACGAACAGCACCCAGGAAGUGAUCUGGCUGGAGAGACAGCUGCUGCCCUCGCCGCCGCCUCCAUUGUCUUCCAGGAUGUGGACUCAGCUUACGCUGCAGAGAUGCUGGGCGUAGCCAAGGAGCUCUACGACUUCGCCGACAACUACCGUGACAUCUACGACAACGCCAUCACAGACGCCACAGCAUAUUAUCAUUCAUGGAGCGGAUAUGGUGACGAGCUGGCCUGGGCGGCCCUGUGGCUGGCUAGAGCCACUGGCGACGACACUUACCUCGAUCGCGCUAGGGGACACUGGGACGAGUUUGACUUCUUGGCAGAAGAUGUGCUGCAGUUCUCAUGGGACGACAAGAGGGCUGGAGUAUAUGGACUUCUCACCUUGCUGGAUGGUUCUUCAGAGUACUCUGACCCCUUCGUCAAGUAUCUGGACUGGUUGAAAACCUCUGCCCCGUACACCCCUCAGGGUCUGGUCUUCCUCGACCAGUGGGGCUCGAACCGUCACGCUGCAAAUGUUGCCUACAUCUCUCUUUGGGCCGCCAAGCACGGCAUUGAUGCAGCAGCCAACGAAGAAUGGGCCAGAGGCCAGAUCGGUCAGUUGCUGGGAGACAAUCCUAUAUACCAGUCCUUCGUGGUCGGCUUCGGUGAAAAUCCUCCUCAGAGACCCCACCAUCGCUCCAGCUCGUGCCCAACUCCUCCUGAAACCUGUGAUGGAAUGAUGACCUAUGACGGUCCCAACCCGCAUGUUCUGUACGGCGCUCUGGUGGGAGGACCAUCUUCAAGUGGAGACUACAACGAUGACCGCCAGGACUACCAGCACAACGAGGUGGCUUGUGACUACAACGCUGCCUUCAGCGGUGCUCUGGCUGCUCUGGUCGAACUCAGCUAGACGUCCAAAAUUAGAUUUAAACACCAUUUCGGAGCUCUUUUUGAAGACCCUUUAGCUGGUUCUAUUUGAACACCAUUUGCCUAGGCUCUAUUUGCUCUAACUGAGCUCAGCUAAAAGUUAAUUAAUUUAGCUUUGAACACUAUUUACCCGAGCUCCAUUCAAACACCCUUUACCUGAGCUCUAUACGAGCACCCUUUACCUGAGCUCUAUUUGAACACCCUUUACCUGGGCUCUUUGUUCUGACUGAAUUCUGUUAGACUCCAUGAAUUAAUUUUCAACACAGUCUUUCUUUAAUAAAAAAAAACUCUACAAGUUUUCCAUCUUUUCUCAUCUCUCUCCCUAUUAUCCAGAACAUCCCAUACACAAUGACUCUCUAGUUGUAAGAAAUUCUUGACAUUCUUGAAGUCGUAAUAAAUGCAGCCAAAGGA